This is a messenger RNA of Cucumis sativus (cucumber), 1047 nucleotides long. RefSeq names its product NAC domain-containing protein 90. Gene Ontology annotation, biological process: regulation of DNA-templated transcription. Gene Ontology annotation, molecular function: DNA binding. The transcript is spliced from 3 exons. The record is from RefSeq and is a predicted model, not a curated record. Bases 58 to 927 code for a protein of 289 amino acids. NCBI's taxonomy places the organism in Eukaryota, Viridiplantae, Streptophyta, Magnoliopsida, Cucurbitales, Cucurbitaceae.
UAUUAUUAUAUUAUAAGAGAAAAAGAAGUGAGUGAGAAGAGAGAGAGAAAGAGAGAGAUGGAGAAUUAUUUGAUUCCUGGGUUUAGGUUUUACCCAACUGAAGAAGAGUUGAUUUCAUUCUAUUUGCAACACAAGCUUGAAGACGAUGGAGACGAUGAUUUGAAACAAGCGAUGGAUCAAAUCAUACCUAUUUUGGAUAUUUAUAAUUUCAAUCCUUGGGAUCUUCCACAGUAUGCUGGGGAAGUGUGUCGGAGAGAUGAAGAGCAAUGGUUUUAUUUCAUACCAAGGCAAGAGAGUGAAGCAAGGGGAGGAAGACCAAAGAGAUUAACAAGCACUGGAUAUUGGAAAGCAACAGGUUCUCCAAGCCAUGUUUACUGUUCAAACAACAAAAGCAUUGGAGUUAAAAGAACAAUGGUUUUCUACAAUGGAAGAGCUCCAAAUGGAACCAAAACUGAAUGGAAGAUGAAUGAAUAUAAAGCCAUUGCUCAUCAUCGUUUCAUCAACGAUAAUCAACCCGAACAUCACUCAGCCUCUAAUCCUAAUCCUUCUUCUUCUUGUACCACUCCUACCAUCCGAAUGAGACAAAAGUUCAGUUUAUGUAGAAUCUAUAAGAAAUCCAAAACUUUACGAUCAUUUGAUCGACGACCACCACCUUGUGAACCGAGGAUGGUUCAGUUCGCUGUAAGCACUCAAGCAGCGACGAUUGAGCCACCUAACUUCCCCAAUGAGCCUAACCUGACUUCAACUACUGCUCCAUUAAUAACAACAAUAAGCUCACCAGAUAGCUCUUCUUUGAGAGACCGAGUCGACAAGUCUUCCCAAACUACAACCGGAGAGACUAAUAUUAAUAAUGAGGUGAACAUUGUAGUGCCUAUGGAGGCUGCUUAUGAGCCGAUGUGGGAUUGGGAGCAGUUGAAUUUGUUCUGAAAAAAAUGAAAAUUGGAAAAUGGUAUUGUAGUAUGGUUUUAUAUAAGCAUAUUAAAAAUAACAUAAUAAAGUAGCUGUUGAAGCAAAUACAUUUUCAAUUUAGAAUUGUGUGUUUUCUAU